AUUUUUGUGUCUUGUGUAUUUUGGUCGGUUGUCAUUAGAAACAAUAGUGGAAACAUUCGCCAACAUUUUUUUCCUUGUUAUAACUCAACCAUCGUCAGUUCGUGGGAGCGUGUCGUUUGAUAUCAACCGGAGCGAAUUCUUUUCCUCGUGUCGCAUAAAUUUUUCUCCCACAUUUUGUACAAAUCCGUUUCAUUUGCUAAUAAACUUUUAGAGAGUGGAUUUAAGGAUCAAAAUCAAUGCAUGAGCUUGCCAUUGGAGAGAUUCGGUCGGUAAUUUACAAAACUGGGUAAUUGCAUUGAGACAACUGCUGUGGUACAGCAAAAAAUCGUGGAAUCCAUUAAGGGCGUGAAAAUGCCCGUGAAACUCUAUUAUCUACCCGAGAGUCCGCCCUGCCGAGUGGUUUUGCUCUGUGGGAGGCUCCUAGACAUCAACUUCGAUCUCAAGACAGUUAACGUUCUCAAUGGGGAGCAACUGAAAGCAGACUUUAUACAGAUGAAUCCCCAGCAUUGCAUACCCACGAUGGAGGACAACGAUCUGGUUCUGUGGGAGAGUCGAGUCAUCCUUAUGUACUUGGUGUCAGCGUAUGCGGAGGACGACACGCUAUAUCCCAAAGAUCUGCAGAAGAGAGCAAUGGUCGACCAGAGGAUCCAGUUUGACUUGGGUACACUCUAUCAGCGCGCUGGAGAUUACUUUUUUCCAACAAUGUUCGUGGGAGCUCCACUGGAUGAGACCAAGAAAGCCCGCUUGGCUGAGGCACUGGGAUGGAUGGAGGAGAUCCUCAAGGGUCGCACUUGGAUCGCCACGGAAGAUUUCACUAUCGCCGACCUCACAAUUUGUGUGACGAUCUCUCAAAUAGAGGCUUUUGACUUCGAAUUGGGCCCCUAUCCGAAAGUGAGGGCAUGGUUUCAGCUCUGCAAAGACAAACUCGAGCCAUUUGGCUACAAUGAGAUCAAUCAGGCUGGAGCCGAUGCUCUGGGCAAGAUGUUCCGGUCGAAGUUGCUGUAAGGAGUGAAUAA
This is a messenger RNA of Phlebotomus argentipes, 1016 nucleotides long. RefSeq names its product glutathione S-transferase D7 (gene GstD11). The transcript is spliced from 3 exons. The record is from RefSeq and is a predicted model, not a curated record. Lineage: Eukaryota; Metazoa; Arthropoda; Insecta; Diptera; Psychodidae. Gene Ontology annotation, molecular function: glutathione transferase activity. The coding region runs from base 352 to 1005 and encodes 217 amino acids. Gene Ontology annotation, biological process: glutathione metabolic process.